This is a messenger RNA of Balaenoptera ricei (Rice's whale), 823 nucleotides long. It is a transcript of the gene EID1, whose product is annotated as EP300 interacting inhibitor of differentiation 1. Lineage: Eukaryota; Metazoa; Chordata; Mammalia; Artiodactyla; Balaenopteridae. Bases 78 to 653 code for a protein of 191 amino acids. The record is from RefSeq and is a predicted model, not a curated record. Gene Ontology annotation, cellular component: nucleoplasm. The transcript has a single exon. Gene Ontology annotation, molecular function: transcription corepressor activity. Gene Ontology annotation, biological process: negative regulation of DNA-templated transcription.
GCAAGCGCACAACCGCACGGCCGCGUAGCUCCGAUCCUGCCGAAAACGCCUUGCGGGGAGGUUGAGCCGCUUGCACAAUGUCUGAAAUGAACGAGCUGUCCGAGCUCUAUGAGGAAAGCAAUGACCUGCAGAUGGAUGUGAUGCCUGGCGAGAGUGACCUUCCGCAGAUGGAGGUAGGCGGCGGGAGCCGGGAGCCAUCCCUGAACCCCUCCCGCGCCGGGGCCCAGCCACAGCUGGAGGAGGAAGGCCCGAUGGAGGAGGAGGCCGCCCAGCCAAUGGCGGAGCCGCUGGGGCAGCGAGGCCUCGCCAGCCGGCCCGGCCCUGGGGAGCAGCCAGGCCAGAUCGCGGGCCCUGAUUUCGAGAGCGAGGACGAGGGCGAGGAAUUCGAUGACUGGGAGGACGACUACGACUAUCCGGAAGAGGAGCAGCUGAGUGGUGCAGGCUACAGAGUAUCCGCGGCCCUUGAAGAAGCCAACAAGAUGUUUUUGAGAACCUCCAGAGCCAGAGAAGCAGCUCUGGAUGGCGGGUUUCAGAUGCAUUACGAGAAGACCCCGUUUGAUCAGUUGGCUUUUAUCGAAGAGCUUUUUUCACUCAUGGUUGUCAAUCGUCUGACCGAAGAGCUCGGCUGCGAUGAGAUUAUUGAUAGAGAGUAGUUAAACGCUGGGAAGAGAGGAGGAAACUACUUGAGGAGAGACCUGGCAUUCCACUGUCUCUUGGGUUCAUUCCAAAUAGUUCCGUGCCAAUGAAAAACUUGGUCUUCAAAAAAAAAAAAUUUUUUUUUUUUUUUUGUAGAAUAAAGUAGUGACUGCACAGUUAUGAAAAA